This is a messenger RNA of Silurus meridionalis, 4953 nucleotides long. Its product is annotated as WD repeat-containing protein 20. The record is from RefSeq and is a predicted model, not a curated record. The coding region runs from base 82 to 2031 and encodes 649 amino acids. Gene Ontology annotation, molecular function: protein binding. The transcript has 4 exons. Lineage: Eukaryota; Metazoa; Chordata; Actinopteri; Siluriformes; Siluridae.
AUUUAUUUAUUUAUUUCCGAAUGGCGUUCACUUCCGUGUCAGAAAGUCUGGACUUCCGGUGCGGCCUGGCUGCUGCUGAAGAUGGCCGGCGAUGGAGGCGCUCUGAAGGAUAUCAACGAGAUCAAGUCGCAGUUCCGCACCAGGGAGGGUUUUUACAAGCUGCUCACGCUCUCGGACUCGCAGCAGCGGGCCGGCUUGGCGCGCGGUCCCGGCGCCGGGAGUGGCGCAGCCGGUGCUGCCUCGAUACCGGGGGGCGGUGGCGGUCUGGUACCCGGACCCGGCGCCUCCUCUCCGGCUUCGGCGGGCUUCCUGCCCCCGGUGCGGGUCUCCAUGGUGAAGCUUCAGCCGGAAGACCCGAGCGAGGAGUCCGAGCGUGUGUGCUUCAACGUCGGCCGCGAGCUCUACUUCUACACCUACACCAACAUCAAAAAGGCAGUGGAUCUUAGUAAGCCUAUAGAUAAGCGUAUAUAUAAAGGGACGCAGCCGACAUGUCACGACUUCAAUCAGUAUUCUGCGACUGCAGACAGCGUGGCUCUCAUCGUGGGUUUUUCGGCUGGCCAGGUGCAGUACCUGGACCCCAUCAAAAAAGAGACCAGCAAGCUUUUCAAUGAAGAGAGAUUAAUAGACAAAACUAAAGUGACUUGUCUCAAAUGGCUUCCUAAAUCUGAGAACUUAUUCCUGGCCUCCCAUGCUAGCGGGCACCUCUACCUCUAUAACGUGGAGCACCCAUGUGGCACAACAGCGCCGCAGUAUUCUCUGCUUCGGCAGGGUGAAGGGUUCGCGGUUUAUGCUUGCAAGACCAAAACGCCCCGUAAUCCACUUUUGAGAUGGGCAGUAGGGGAAGGCGGGCUGAACGAAUUCGCGUUUUCCCCCGACGGUGUGCACAUAGCAUGUGUCGGCCAAGAUGGCUGCCUACGUGUCUUUCAUUUCGAUUCGAUGGAGCUGCACGGUGUCAUGAAAAGCUACUUUGGUGGCUUGCUCUGCGUUUCUUGGAGUCCCGAUGGAAAAUAUUUGGCUACCGGUGGAGAAGAUGACCUGGUCACUGUAUGGUCAUUUGCAGAAAGUCGUGUGGUGGCACGCGGUCACGGUCACAAGUCCUGGGUCAACGUGGUGGCUUUUGACCCCUUUACUACUAGCAUAGAAGAAGAGGAACCGAUGGAACUUAGCGGUAGUGAAGAGGACCUCCACCAAGGCCAAGGGGCACUAAAUUUCGGUCGCGUGCGAACCAGCAGCACUUUAUCCCGUCUCUCUCGACACAGCUCUAAAGGAGGGCCGUCUGUCUCGUAUCGCUUCGGAUCAGUGGGACAAGACACCCAGUUUUGCCUUUGGGAUCUCACAGAUGAUGUCCUGUAUCCUCGACUUCCUCUUUCCCGUGCCCUCACCAACACGUUCGGCUCCAACGCGCCACCUUCCAUCAGUGCAGGGUUGAACAGCACAAGCGGAAGUGGAGGAGUUGAGGGUCACCAUCACCCUUCCAACACCCACCAGACGGCUUCAUUACCCCUUCCACUACCUCGCUCCCUCUCGAGGUCCAAUUCCCUGCCACAUCCUGCUGUUGCGAAUGCUUCGAAAAACCAAGGGGGAACAGAAAGCGGAGGGACGGGCGUAAGCGGCGUAGGAAGCAGCGCCCCCUUUAGCAUUGGACGUUUUGCAACGCUAUCGCUCCAAGAGCGCAAAUCAGACAAGUCUGCCACUGGAGGGGAAAAGGAGCACAAGCGCUACCACAGUCUUGGGAACAUAAGCAAGAGCAACGACAAGAUCAAUGUAGCACCGCGUAGCAAUCGAUUAGAUGCGUCUAAGGUGUUGGGAACAACGUUGUGUCCACGCAUGAAUGAAGUCCCCUUGCUCGAACCUCUAGUUUGUAAGAAGAUCGCCCACGAAAGGCUCACGGUUCUUGUCUUUAUGGACGACUGCAUCAUCACCGCAUGCCAAGAGGGACUCAUCUGCACCUGGGCACGGCCAGGCAAAAUGCAUUCUUCUCAGCCAUUAUCGACACAAAACGGAAACUCGCCCAGCGGAACGGUGGUAUAGCCGGCAGCAAAAAAAAAGCCUUUUCACACUCACCUGCCCUGAUGCUUCCUGCUUCCUGUUUUCAGAGGCAUGACUUCCUGUCCUUGAGGCCCGGAGUCUGUCUGGCACAUUUUUACCACUGUUCUUACUCAGUCUCAUCUUCAUAACCACAAAAAUCACACACACAUGCAGCUCAUCUGAGGACAAAUACAUAAAGACGGUGGCACAAACCACACAAAUGUAGAUACACUUUAUCUUCCAUAUCGGGGGGGGGGGGCGGAAACAAAAAAAAACCCACACUGCAGAUGCCACGGUCAUUGUAUCUUAUUGUAUCUUAUUUAUUUAUUUUAUCAUUGAAACUGUAGUAAUUUAUAUUGUACAUAUUCAGAAUACUCUAUAAAGUGCAGAGGACUAAAUGUAUUGAAAUAACAAAACUCCAAUAAUUAAUAUAUAAAAAAAUCCUAUAUUGUACAUAGUUGCGUUUGAAUGUUAUGUUUGUGACACGUUUAAAAGAUUUAGCCUUUCGGUAUGCUAGUGCUCCUUAUACUGUUAUGACCAACGAUUGGAAUCUGAUCAAGUAGCUGCAAUUCGUUUAGCCUGUACUGCAAUUUUCUGAUUUACUGCGAACUCUUGAACAGAGUUUCUCUGGUUAAUAUAAAAUAACCAACCCUUCCAAGGUACUUUGCUCGCUAAUUGCGCUAACUAGCCGAAGAAAGAUACUUGUACUUCGGAAUCACACUAAACUAUUGUAGCAUCCAGUAGGCAGAUUCUUUUUUCUUCUAUCCCUUUUGCCAGAUUUUUCCCAAAUUUGAAUUUUUCCCAAGAGACAAGCGUGAAUGCUUUUUCCCGAAGGUUAAACCUUUCUUACAAACGUCCUGUAAAAUUCGCUGAGGAAUGCGGCGCCAUCGUACCGACUAGCUGAUUUCAGAUUUGUUUCCCCGUCAUCAUUUCUGAGGGGUGUUAAGAUAACUAGAUGUCGUCAUUAUUUUUUAGUAUGAAGGUAAUUUUACAGGUAUUGAAUAAACUGUGUGUAUCGAAAAACAUCAUUUUAAACAUGACCAAAGGAAUGUAGACUGGUUGUUUUGAUCACAGCUUAACGAGGUGGCAGGGCAGAUCUUUCUGGAGGACCACCUAAAAUGAUAAACACUUAGCUCGGGUCUCUCUGCAGUUGAAUGCUGUUCAGCACGCCUUCGUCAAUGUCCGCUUUUAAAACCCUGCAUAUCACCAAGUACGCCUUCUUCAUCAGCUUCGGCAUUCUGUGCCCGGGUUCACCAAGUGACACUGAUGGCUAAUUAUUUGCUGGGGGUUUGGUGCCCUCAUUUAGCACAUCUAGCUCACACCUUUUUUGAUUGCACUCCAGUAGCAGACCUGCUAACCUUCAAGUAUUUUCCAGAGCUGUUACAAAAAAAAUCGCCCAAAAGUACCAGAAAUUCCAAUUGAUAUAUGAAACUAUUGACAAUUGCAUUAGCUAUUUAAUUGUUCGCUCCACCCCAAUUCCAAAUCAGCAAUAUUUAGUCUGUUGUUUGGACUUGAAGUUCCCAGCGGGAAGAUGCUACCCCCUCACUCAUUUACAAGACCUAGCAACGUCUGCUUGACUUGGUUAAACUCAGCUACACAUAGCUAAUAUUAGAACUAAAAAAAGCUAAUUGAAAAAAUAACGUAUUCUCAAUUAGAAAUGUUAAAAUUUCUGUCAAAGAAUUUCAAAAUUAUUUCAAAUUCGAAAUCAGAAAUUUUUCUAAACUAAAUUGCGGACUAUUUCACGGUUUUGAGUAGCGACUAAUGAAAUUAGAAUGAAAGACUCAUACCUUUUUAGCAUGCAUUAUUUUGUUUUGGGCAGGUUGGCAGGACUAAGUGUCGUCUUCUGAGGUGAUAUCAAACCGGGUUGACUUAUCACGCUGCCGUUUCCUGUUCCUGAUCUAACAAACUUCGCUCAGGCUAAGAGUAACAGAACGUCCUUGAGAUAACCCGACAGAUUUUGAGGAAGAAGGUGGAAGAAGUACGUCGAUAUGGCGGAGUUUAAAAGCCCAUGCUGCGUUAAGCUAUCUUCAGCUAACUUUCUACCUGCUAUGAAAAAAAAAAAAAAGAAGGAAAGUGAAAGUUAUGGCAUGUUUCCAAUAAUGUGACCAAGGCUUUAAUUGUGCUUGUUGAUUUUUUUUUUUUUUAUUAUUAUUCCAAUUUUUUUUUUUUUUAUACGACUGUGAUGCAACAUGAAAGUUUGCAGGGACGAUUAUCAUUGAUCUUCUCUUUCUGUUGUGAUUUUUCUGUUUGAGGAUAAACUUGAGUAGAAUUUUAGCACCGAACAUGUAACAUCACCACUGGCCACCGAAUUAGCAUCCGGUUAAACUUGCUUGCUAUAAUGACCCAGCACCGUUAAUCUAAUUAAUUAAUUGUUUAAGGGGUAGCUUAGUAGUUAAAAUGUUAGAAUGUGGUGAGUUCAAAAUAUAGCACCAUCAAGCUGCCAUUCCCGGGCCCCUGAGCAAGUACCUUGACCAUUCACAACAGCGUAAUUGUAGGUCGCUCUGUAUAAAGUGUCUGCCAAACACGUAAAUGCAAGUUAGCGGGCUGGUUAGCAUGUAUCAACAUCAAGAGGACCUUCAUAUCUCAAACCAUUUUUUUCUAUUAAGCGGCGAGUGGUGACGUCACAUGAGCUUUUCUCUCUGUAUUAUUGAACUGAUUUUGACUGGCAUUCCUGUUUGCCAAGGCAACGGACCAAAUUCAGAACUUCCCAAAAUCUGUGCACUGAAAAUCUUUCUUACAGGCCCACUCUUUAAUUGCUUACCUUCCAACACGACAUCCAUGAAGCAUGUGGUUUGUGAUUUAAUUUCCGAGUAUGUGCGCAUUUAACCCGGUUACACAGUAAUGCCUGGGCCCCCCAAUGGGGCAAUCGACAUCACAAUAUCAAGUUUAUAUAUGGAGAUCUGUUAUUAAAACUCUUAAAUCCUG